AUGAGCGCGGCGUGGGGCGGCCCCGGGCGGCGGCGGCGCGGGGUCGGGGGGCGGCGGCGGACGCUGCGGGGGUUGGGGGGGCUGGGAGGGCUGGCGGGGCGGCUGCUGCGAGCCUGGGCGCGGCUGGCGGGUGGACGGGGGGAUCGGAGCGCCCGGCGGCGGCGGCCGCAGCACGAGGACGACGAGGGCGGCUUCGAGAGCGCGGGGAGAAGGGAGACGGCGCGGGGCGGCGGUGUCGGGGCGGCGGGGAGCGGGGCGCGACCGCCCGGCGCGCAGGGGCUGCGGAACCACGGCAACACGUGCUUCAUGAACGCCGUGGUGCAGUGCCUCAGCAACACCGCCCCGCUCGCCGAGUUCCUGGCGCUCGGACGCUACCGAGCCCGCGGGGCCCGCGCUGAGGUCACGCACCGCCUGGCGGCUUUGGUCCGCGCCCUCUGGAGUCUGGAAUAUACCCCGCGGCUCUCCGCCGAGUUCCAGAGCAUCGUGGCCAAACACGGCGCGCAGUUCCGCGGUAACGCGCAGCACGACGCCCUCGAGUUCCUGCUGUGGCUGCUGGACCGCAUGCACGAGGACCUGGGCAGCGCCUCGCCCGCACCGGGACCCCGCGCUGCCCACCAGCGCAGUGCGGAGCAGAGUGGUGCCAGUGGGGAGAGCUUUGUGCAGAGCCACUUCCAGGCACAGUACAGGUCUUCCCUAACGUGCCCGCACUGCCGGAAGCAGAGCAAUACCUUCGACCCAUUCCUGUGCAUCUCGCUGCCCAUCCCCGUGCGCCAGACCAGGGCACUGAAUGUGACGCUGGUGCCGCAGCGCGAGGGCGGGCGCUCGCUGCGCGUGGGGCUGGCGGUGCCACUGCUGGGCACAGCUGCAGAGCUGCGUGAGAUGGUGGCACAGGAGGGGGAUUUACCACCCCAGCAGGUGAUCCUGGCCGAGGUGUCCCCACAGGGCUUCCUGCGCUCGCUGGAUGACACCGAGGAGCUGAGUACAGCCGGGCAAGAGGCACCCCUGUAUGCCCUGCAGGCCCCCCCAGAGACCCCUGCAGGCGCCCACCCCGUGCUGCUGCUGCUGUGCCACGUGGCGGGCACCGGUCCGCACCGCGCCAGGUUCGGACCACCGCUGGUGCUGUGGGCGGAGCGCGGUGCCUCCUGGGCACAGCUGCAGCGUGAUGUGCUGGCCCCGCUGUGCGGCAUGAUGAGGAGCGCCGUGCAGGGCACGGCGCCGCAAUUCCGCAUCCACGUGGCUGGGGAGCCCAGUGCCUACCUCUCCCCACAGGACCCGCACCCCCUGUGCCACGCGGCCAUUGACAGGGCGCUGCAGCAGAGCCCUACUGGUGGACCCCCCCACGUAGCGCUGACAGUGGAGUGGGACAUCAGCACCAAGGAGCGGCUUUUCGGCAGCAUGCAGCAGGAGGCGGUGCAGGAUGCGGACAGCGUGCGGCUGCAGCAGGCGGCACACCAGCAGCACAGCUGCACUUUGGAUGAGUGCUUCCAGCUCUACACCAAGGAGGAGCAGCUGGCACCAGAUGACGCAUGGCGCUGCCCGCACUGCCGGGUCCUGCAGCAGGGCACAGUGCAGCUCCGGCUCUGGACGCUGCCUGACAUCCUCAUCAUCCACCUGAAGCGCUUUCGCCAGGUUGCCCAGCGCCGCCACAAGCUGAGCACACUGGUGCGCUUCCCCCUGCGUGGGUUGGACAUGGCCCCACAUCUGGCCCCUGGGGGGGGACGAUGGCAGCACUCCCUGCGCCCGCCCCGGAGCUGCCCCCCGGAUGCUCUGUAUGACCUUUACGCCGUCUGCAACCACCAUGGCAGCAUGCAGGGUGGGCACUACACUGGGGUGACCCGAGGGGCCCUGCCCCCUGACCCCUCCCUCACCCCUGCCCCAGCAUACUGCUGCAACUCCCUGGACGGACGCUGGUACAGCUAUGAUGACAGCACGGUGGUGGGGGUGCGGGAGGACGAGGUGAGCACCCGCAGCGCCUACAUCCUCUUCUACCAGCGCCGCAACGCCAUCCCUGCCUGGUCAGCCAGCAGUGCUGCCAGAGGCAGCAGCAGCUCAGCCCCAUUGAACCACUGGGCGGCCCGGCUGGGGGGCACCAAGCAGCACAGCGCAGAAUCCCAGCCUGCAGCUCCCCGCCCCUCCCCACCCUGCAGCCCGGACCUUAGCACUGCACAGGAGCAAGGUGGCUUUGAGGCCCGGCCACCAGUGCGGGGGGUGCAGAGCCGCAGCCUCAGUGUCAAACUGCCACCUCCCACCCGCUGCAGGGCCCCCCCCAGGGCUGUACCCCUGCGGUGGUCCUUCGCCUCGCGCCUGCGGGCAGCCCCCGGGCAGCUGCAGCCAUACAUCCCAAUGGGGCCGGUAGGUGGGGGCAGCCCCCGUGUAGAGCAGAACGCCGUGCUGGGUGACGCUGCAGGCAGCACACAGAGCACAGAGCCCCCCCACUGCACCCCAACACCACGCCGGGCCCACAGUGCCGGCCCUACUGGGAUCUCAUGCCCCAAAAGCCCCCCGCAGAGUGGCGAGCAGGAGACAGGACCCCCCCGGGUGCGGCAGGAGGGCACCCCUCGGGCACAGCAUGGCCCCCACAGCCCUGAUGGGAUCAUCCGGCGCUCGCAGAGCUCAGCCUGCCUCCCCCCACGGCCCCCACACCCCAUGCGGCGCUCAGCAUCACUGGGCCGGGGCGCAGGGGGCACUGCGGGGAUACGGGGCAGGGAGCGCACGGCGACCCUGCAGCACGGGGCUGUGCCUGAGUCCAGCUUCUGAGGAGGGGCAGGGAUGGUUGUGGGGCUGAGCUGGCGGUGGGUGGCACCCAGAGCAUUGUGCUGUGGGGUCAGGGCAUUACUACACUGUGGGCAUCUCACACCUGGGUACCCAGAACCUGGAGCAUUGCGUAGCUGCAUGUAUGGCUCUAGGAGCGUCCAGCACCAAGAGCAUUGUGCAGUGGGGUAUCUGCAAACAAAGCAUCCCUGUGCCGGCAGCAUCCUGCACCUGGGUGCCCAGCACUGGGAUCAUUGUGCCAUGGGCUAUAUGCAGUCAGGGCAUCCCUGCGUCAUCAGCAUCCUGGGGCUGGGUGCACAGUGCUGGGAGCAUCUGGGUGCUGAUAGCUCUGGGCUAUCUGGAAGCAGGGCAUCCCUGCGCCAGCAGCAUCCUGCAUCAGGGUAUCCAUCACCACCUGUGCUGGGAUCAUCAUGCAAUGGGGUGCCUAAAAUCAGGGCAUGCCUGCACUAUGAGCAUCCUACAGCUGAGUACCAGCCCUGGGUGCAUCCCACUCAGGGAUCACUUUGCACCUGGCUGUGCUGUGCUGAGUAUCUGCACCCUUGGCCCUGUGCCUUUCAGCCCACGCCUUACUGGGAGCAAGCAGGGGGUCUGCAGGGCCAAGGGACUGUUGGGAGAGAGAGUAUUUAUUCUAUACAGAGAGUUCUAUGCAGAGAUGCUGUUUGUUUUCUACAAGCCACUGGUGCUGACGGUUGGGCUGCGGGGCUGCUUGCACACUCAGGGCUAUGCAACAUGUGGUUCUCCCGUGGCCGUUUCUAUUAAAGACAUGAAAGGAGCCCGGUGUGUGCCGCGUCCACCCAGGGGAUGGCGCUGGGGGUUUCUUGGUGCUUUUUGGUGACUUUUCUGGGACCUUCCAGUGCAGCUGCUUUGAGGUUUGGGGGUGAGUGUGAGCCGAGCAGCCCCUGUACUGCUUCAAUUUUCCUCUCUGGGUGAUGCAUUUGAAGUUGGGGGGGGCACAUUCUGUCCCCAAACCCGCACACACCCCCUCUUGGAGCAGCCCCUUCCCAAGCGCGUGCAGAGCCACGGGAGGCGUUGAAUGAAGGCAGGCUGGGGGCUGAGUUCCACAGCGAUGUGCACAUUUAUUCCAGCUGCUCCUGCCCCCCCCCCACCCGUCCCCGUGUUGUGGGUGACGGUCACAUCACGGCGGUGCAGAAGCAAUGGGGCCAGGGGGGUCGGGGCAGUGCAGCACACGGGGACGGAGCGGGGCCACGAAGCGUUCCCAUGGACAUAGUCCAUUUGUACACCAAGAUUGGAUGGAAUGGCUCAAAAUA
Messenger RNA from Phasianus colchicus (ring-necked pheasant), 4040 nucleotides. The record is from RefSeq and is a predicted model, not a curated record. NCBI's taxonomy places the organism in Eukaryota, Metazoa, Chordata, Aves, Galliformes, Phasianidae.